GAUUACUGGCUCGGCAAGACUAUCGGACGUGGAGCAUCAGGUCGUGUCAAGCUUGGUAUUCAUCGGCGCACGGGUGAACUAGUGGCUGUAAAGAUGAUUGCACGUAGCCAACUUGUUUCAUCAUCAUCCACUUCACGCUCCGUUCAACGUGAGUUAGCUGUCCUACAGCUGCUUUACCAUCCGAAUCUCGUCGAGCUCCGACAAGUCCUUCAAGACACAUUUUACGUCUAUUUCGUUAUGGAAUAUGUUCAGGGCGGAGAGCUCUUUCAGGUCCUAUCAGAUCGAGGACGACUUCCGGAAACAGAAGUCCGAGCAUUGUUCAGUCAGCUGAUGACUGGCUUGAGCUGGUGCCAUUCACAUCACAUCUGUCACCGCGAUCUCAAGCCAGAAAAUAUUCUAUUGGACAAAGAUAAGAAGAAUAUAAAGAUAGCAGAUUUUGGAAUGUCUUCAAUAAUCUCUCCUGGUGAUCUAUUGAGAACGAGUUGCGGAUCACCACACUAUGCUAGUCCAGAAAUCAUAAAGGGAACGCCCUAUGAUGGUCGAGCAACAGACAUUUGGUCAACAGGUGUCAUUCUCUAUGUAUUGUUGACUGGUCAUCUUCCAUUUGACGAUCCCAACAUGGGUCGACUGUUAUCCAAGAUUAAGACCGGACGAUACCGGAGAUUACCGAAAUAUCUAUCUGAUGAAGCAAGAGAUUUAUUACAACGUUUAUUAGUAGUCGAUCCAAAAGAACGUAUGACGGUAAGC
This is a messenger RNA of Phycomyces blakesleeanus NRRL 1555(-), 747 nucleotides long. RefSeq lists its product as hypothetical. Gene Ontology annotation, cellular component: cytoplasm. The annotation marks the transcript as partial. The transcript has 5 exons. The record is from RefSeq and is a predicted model, not a curated record. NCBI's taxonomy places the organism in Eukaryota, Fungi, Mucoromycota, Mucoromycetes, Mucorales, Phycomycetaceae. Gene Ontology annotation, molecular function: ATP binding; protein serine/threonine kinase activity. Gene Ontology annotation, biological process: intracellular signal transduction; protein phosphorylation.